This is a messenger RNA of Solenopsis invicta (red fire ant), 2623 nucleotides long. RefSeq lists its product as uncharacterized. Bases 1024 to 2262 code for a protein of 412 amino acids. The transcript is spliced from 6 exons. The record is from RefSeq and is a predicted model, not a curated record. Gene Ontology annotation, biological process: sensory perception of taste. NCBI's taxonomy places the organism in Eukaryota, Metazoa, Arthropoda, Insecta, Hymenoptera, Formicidae. Gene Ontology annotation, cellular component: dendrite; membrane; axon.
AAACAAAAGUCAACAAUAAAUUAAAUUUUUUAUUCAUAUACACCAUGACGCACUAUUACUUUUGCAUCAAUCAAAAGAAUAUAUCAAACAAUUCUAAUUUAAAUAUUAGUUUAAUUAAUUUUAAUGUAAAAAUAACAUUAUUCUUGCAUUAAAAUUUGAUUAAUCUACAUUAUUUCUUUUAUAAUUUGUUAAUUAAUAACGUUUAAAAUUUUAUAAUAUUUUAAUUUAUAAUAAACAUAGUUCAUGAAGUGACUUUCUAAUAAACCCAUGAAAGAAAAUAAUUUAUAAAUCACAGUUACUAACAAAAAUUUAGUUUGCAAAAAAAUAAUUAUCGACAAAUAAUAUGACUUAAGGAGAAAAAAAACUGUAUUAUUAUUUGUAUUACAUAUUAUUUAAAUAUUGCAACAAUAUUCUUAUUUUAUAUUAAAUAUUAUUACAUAAGAUAAUAUGUAUGUGUUAAAAAAAAAGUAUAUAUUGGAUUUCUUGUUUGCAAUUAAAAAAUUAUUAUUGACAACAUUUUGAAUGCUAAAUUACGUUAAUAGUAGAUAAUUUAUACUUUGUGUUUUAUACGUAAUUCAUACGUGUUUUAUACAAUUCAUCUUGUGAUCUACAUGCUGGAUGUGUCAUACAUUAUAGCAAUUACUUUAUGCGCUGCAUCCCAAGGGUGAUAAAUACUAAUUGAAGAGCACUAUUUUUAUUUCAGGAAUAACAAUAGAACAACAAAUAAUUCCUGAGUACUGUUUUAUUAUUCCAGACAGCAACUAUUCGCAGUUUUAAACUUAAACUCUUUAGAUGUGGAACAGUAAUAGAACAGAAUUACGUGCUAAUUUAUAAAUUUGUUGUGUAAAAAAUAGUCUUAAAUUGUACAUUCAGAAAAGAUGCAUUCGCAAUCACUUUAUUAAAGUCGAAGACAUAGUCAAUAAUUUAGUGAAUAAUCAUUAGACCACUGUGUAUGUGUCUGUGUGUGUGUGUCAAGAAUUUAAGUUUAAUAAAUUAUAGUUCACGAGUGACAUUUUGCUGAUCAUGUUCAAUCCGUUGUGGAAAUUGCAAAGACGAUUUAAAAAAGAAAUGUGGAAAAGAUGGCAGCUGUUUCACGCUACGGACUUUUUAUCUCUGAUGUAUCCUUGCUUCACCAUCUGUCGUAUUCUUGGAAUGUUCCCGUACAAGAUCAACGAUUCGAUAUUCGAGGCAUCCAGAUCACGAUACGUAGUACUGACUAUCAUUAGCUGCGUCACCUGCGUUUAUCAAUUGACAAAGAUUUAUGAAAUCAACAUAUUAAAUGUCAGGGGUUCGGUAAUCGCAAAAAUUCAGGACAAUUGUUUUACCAUUCUCGGAAGUUUCAUAGUAAUUGUUUCGUCUAUUUUGAGUAGUCAACGAAUGCGCUUACUACAGGUCAUAUUAGGAGUCUCUUCAAAAUUACCACCAAAGUCAUAUAAAAAACUAUCCAAAUUGAUACAUUUCAAGGAUAUAUUCGGUUUUCUCUCGUUAACGGUGCAUGGGAUGCUGUCAAUUGGACGUAUGAGUCCAAAAGUCGGUUUGUCUGUAUUAACAAGACUAAUAGAAAAUUACAACAACUUACAAAUAUUUCAAAUGAAUAUGCUGUAUAUGAAUUGUGUUUGUAUAUUAAAAGCUUGUUUCAAGCGAAUCGAUGACAAACUGAUCAAUCUACGAGAGUUAAUAAUAAAUGAUAAAUCGCAUAUUCCUAGACUGAUCUGUCGUGAGCAAAGGAAUCCACUCCUACUGGAAGAGAUUAAAACUUUAAAGAAACAGUAUUUGCUAGUUACGGACACAGUGCAAAUGCUGAACAAAAUUUUUAGUCCACAGCUCCUCGCAACUUUUAUUAUGGUCUUCGUCGAAAUUACUUUCGAAUUAUACACGAAUACGGUACAAUGGCAUAACGGGCUGUUUAUCAAUUUGUUUAACCAGAUUCAUGAAACAUUCUUGAUGUUCUACGUAAUGUACUUUGUUAUAAAAAUAGUAUUGAUAGUGUGGGCCUGCGAAACCGGCAAAAAUCAAGCUAUAAAAAUUAGCACCACUGUUCAUGAUUUUCUUAAUAUCAUCAGUGACGAGGAAAUAAAAGAUGAGUUGCAAUCGUUUUCUUUGCAAAUAAUGCAUCACGACAUCACAUUUUCCGCUAAAGGUCUUACUGUCGAUGCGACAUUCCUCACAACAAUGGUGGGUACUAUUACCACGUACCUUUUAAUUUUAAUUCAAUUCUUUAUGACGACCCAUUCAUGCGGAAAGGCUGGAAUCAACGUUUAACAAUCUAAUUAAAAAACAUUGUUUACAAACAUUUUCUUUGCAAAUAAUGCACCGCAAUAACACAUUUUCCGCUAAAGGUCUUACCGUGGAUGCAACACUCCUUACUGCAAUGGUGGGAACGAUUAGCACAUACCUUUUAAUUUUAAUUCAAUUCUUUAUGACGGCACAUUCAUGCGGAAAAGCUGGAAUCUACGUUUAACAAUCUAAUUAAAGAACAUUAUAUUUCCGGACCGGAAGCCAAUAUAUCAGUUCUGGAGCAGCGCUAUCUCUUUCGUAGAUCAAUGCAACGAUAGUUAACAAAAUUCUAAAUUUAAUACUGUAUAAAAUUGAUAUUAAUAACAUUUACAAAACUAUAGAUAUA